Colletes gigas is the source of this 445-nucleotide messenger RNA. It is a transcript of the gene mRpL42, whose product is annotated as 39S ribosomal protein L42, mitochondrial. Lineage: Eukaryota; Metazoa; Arthropoda; Insecta; Hymenoptera; Colletidae. The transcript is spliced from 2 exons. Gene Ontology annotation, cellular component: mitochondrial large ribosomal subunit. The record is from RefSeq and is a predicted model, not a curated record. The coding region runs from base 35 to 394 and encodes 119 amino acids.
AGCAAUAUUUACAACAAGUAAAAAUAUAGUCAAAAUGAAUACUACGUUGAAUGUUGCACGCAUUUUUAACAUAUCCCUCAAACGAUAUGUAAGUACUGGUAAAUUACCUCCCGAAAUAGUUAUGCCAAUGAACAGGGAGAUGAUCGUCUGUUGGCAUCCGCAACCAGAGUUUCCUUACGAAUGUUCGUUACCAUUGCCAGAAGAAAAAGAACUUUCGUCAAACUCUGUCUUAUGCAUCGGUGAAAAAGAAAUCGCAGAAAGUUUCAAGCAUAAAAGACCCGAAGUAGUGAUCGAAGAACUUUCAAAAAUAACGUAUACCACGAAACAUAGAUGGUAUCCCAGAAAUUGGGCCAGGAGGAACAGAUUUACGGAACCGGACAGAACAUACUUAUAAAUAUAAUUUGUAAAUCUGAACAGUGUAGUUAAAAAAACUAAUUUUCAUAUU